Messenger RNA from Fraxinus pennsylvanica, 423 nucleotides. The record is from the annotation of a GenBank genome assembly. Lineage: Eukaryota; Viridiplantae; Streptophyta; Magnoliopsida; Lamiales; Oleaceae.
AUGUUGAAGAACAUUGGGGAGUUAAUAGGUAUUUUUAAUGUAGAGGAUUACAUUCCAUGGCUUAAAUGGAUCAAUACCGUUAACGGUUUGAAUACCAGAGUCGAGAAAUCGGCUAAAGUGUUAGAUGAUUUUUUAUCGGAUGUAGUUGAGGAGCACAGAAAUCGAAAACAAGGCAAGACACAGCACAAUGGCAGCAACAAUGAAGCUGGAGGACCAGAUCUUGUGGAUAUAUUGCUCGAAGUUCAGAGGGAAAACAAGGCUGGUUUCCCCAUCGGAACUGAUACCAUAAAAGCUGUCAUUUUUGAUAUGUUUGCUGCUGGGACGGACACGACAUCUACUGUUUUGGAGUGGGCAAUGGCAGAGCUUUUAAAGCACCCAAAAACCAUGGAAAAACUGCAGAAUGAGUUGGAACCCGAGUGUUAG